AUGGAAAUCGGAAACUUGAGCCGUUUGAUAGCAUUUUACCUUGCGAAUAAUGAUUUGGUUGGACCUAUUCCAUCACUUGGAAGAUUACAGCAGCUUGAAGGUUUGAGUCUAUAUGGAAAUAAACUCCAGGGAUCGAUCCCAAAUGACCUUUGUGAGCUAAAGAUGCUGUAUAACCUAUCACUACAUAGUAACCUGCUUGAUGGAUCAUUGCCAGCAUGCUUCGAUAAUUUGACUUCUUUAAGAUAUUUGAGCUUAGGUUCCAACAAACUAAGUUCCAACUUUCCCUCAACCUUGUGGAGACUUUCAAAUAUGUUGCAAGUUGAUUUGUCAUCAAAUUUUUUCAGUGGCCCUCUCCCAUUAGAUGUUGGGAAUUUAAAGGUUGUGAUCAGCAUGGAUAUUUCUAGGAAUCGGCUGUCAGGUAACCUGCCAAGCACCAUCAAUGGGGAUCUCAAUGGUCUGACUUAUCUAUCAUUCGCGGAAAAUGCAUUACAAGGCCAUAUUCCAGAAUCGUUGGGUCAGUUAACGAGCUUGGAAUUCUUGGAUCUCUCCAGGAACAACAUCUCCGGAGUGAUUCCGAAGUCCAUGGAGGCACUGUCCCAUCUCAAAUACUUGAACGUUUCUUUCAACAGGCUCGAGGGCCAAAUCCCAACAGGAGGACCGUUUCGGAACUUAUCAGCCGAAUCAUUUGAGUGGAACAAAGCUCUUUGUGGUGUGCCUCAAUUGCAGGUGCCACCAUGCGAAGAUAGCUCCCACCAUGGACCAAAGGUGUCAGUUCUUGUGCUAAAAUACAUCUUUCCAGUUAUAGCAGCAAUAUUGUUAGCGACACUUGUUAUUAUCCUUGUGAGACGCCAUAAGUGGAAAGGAAAUAAACAGAAUCGGGAAACUCCAUUGCCUCUGGCAACAUGGAGAAGAAUUUCUUACCAUCAGCUCCGAGUUGCAACUGAUGGAUUCAGUGAAAGUGCUGGUAAUUUUGGUUCAGUUUAUAAAGCCACACUUUCAGAUGCCAUAACAGUUGCAGUAAAAGUUUUCAACCUGCAUAUAGAUGGAGCAUUUCGGAGUUUUGACUCAGAGUGUGAAGUAAUGAGGUCUAUUCGCCAUCGAAAUCUCGUUAAAAUCAUUAGCAGUUGUUCUAACGAGGAUUUCAAAGCUUUGGUACUCGAGUUCAUGCCGAAUGGGAGCCUUGAAAAGUGGUUGUAUUCUCGUACUUCCACUUUAAAUAUUCUACAAAAACUGGACAUAAUGAUCGAUGUUGCAUCGGCUCUGGAACAUCUUCACCAUGGACUUCAAACACCAGUGAUCCACUGUGAUUUGAAGCCUGCAAAUGUCUUACUUGAUGAAGACAUGGUGGCUCAUGUGAGUGACUUCGGGAUUGCCAAGCUCUUAGGAGAAGGAGAAACCAUGAAACAAACCAUGACAAUGGCAACCAUUGGUUACAUGGCACCAGAAUAUGGGACAUCAGGGAUCGUUUCUACUGGAGGUGAUGUCUACAGUUUCGGCAUACUACUUAUGGAGAUUUUGACACGAAAGAAGCCUACGGAUGAAAUGUUUACAAGCGAAAUGAGCUUGAAGCAUUUCUUGAAGGAGUCAUUGUUUCAUUCAGUAACGAAAGUAAUCGAUGCGACUAUACUCCAGGAAGGGGAGGUACAUUAUACUGCUAAAAUCAAUUGCAUUUCGUCUGUGAUAGAAUUGGCCUUAGAUUGUUCAGCAGAGUUACCAAGCGGAAGGAAAAACAUGGUGGAUGUCGUGGCCGAACUCAAAAAGAUCAAAACAAGGUAUCUAAAAGAUGCCCGAACACGGUAGAUGAGUUAUGAGAAGCCCCUGCUUGAACAAAGUAUCUAAAAACUAUUAAAUAAAGAUCAUUGUUGC
This is a messenger RNA of Gossypium arboreum, 1866 nucleotides long. Its product is annotated as receptor kinase-like protein Xa21. The transcript is spliced from 2 exons. Lineage: Eukaryota; Viridiplantae; Streptophyta; Magnoliopsida; Malvales; Malvaceae. Gene Ontology annotation, molecular function: ATP binding; protein kinase activity; protein binding. The record is from RefSeq and is a predicted model, not a curated record. The coding region runs from base 1 to 1800 and encodes 599 amino acids. Gene Ontology annotation, biological process: protein phosphorylation.